AUGCCAUCCGCUUGCGAGCGCUUCAUCCAGACUACGCUCCUCGGAGCAUUGCUCUUGCCCCUGGCGUGGGCGGCGAGGCCAGUCUUCGAGUUCGACGAGGGCUCCUCCCCGUCGUCCUUUGCCCAGCAGUCCGAGCACGCUCACGCGACGCUCACUGUCAAUGAGAUCGAGAAGUUCGAGGUGGUGCAGAUCUCCAAAAAGGAGAUGAUUCGUCUCCGCACGCAGGGCAUGCGGCUGCACGAGGUAAAACACCGCCACUUCAACCGGGACCCGAAGGGCCCGAAUUCCAUGCACGAGGAGUACGAGGAGGAUGAGAACGAGGACAGCAACGAGGAGGUCUUUUCCGUUACGCCACGAGGCCAGUUCAAGGCCGCGCCGUCCAAGAAACAUAUCGCCGACGCGCUGCUCGAGAAGGAGGCUGGCAACGCGACGGUGGACGGCUCCUUCCCGAAGUCGGUCAAGACGUGCCCGGAGCACGUGAAGAGCCAGUGGUACGAUCUGAGCUUUGCGAUCCGUGACAAGGGGAACGGGCACGUUUACCUCACGUGCGAGGGCCAGGCCGACGGCGAUGAGUUGAAGGCCUCCUGCAUCCCCAAAGAGUGCGGGGGCGACGCGUGGUGCUUCGUGAAGCGGGGCUGCGGCGGGAUCCGAGGGCGCUGCCGCAAGAUGGACGGCGUGGAUCCGAGGCAGUGCCAGAAGGCGUCCACGACGGAAAGCCUCGACAACGACGGGGGAAGGGGUGGCACCACGGCCACGACCACGACCACAGGCAAGCCUUCUACCGAGAGCGAGGCCUUCGCGCCGCCGCUGAAGAUCUCCCCAAGCCAGAUGACGGGCUACGUGUGCGCCCAGUUCGACCUAGACCUCACUAUGCUCUCUGGCGGCGUCUUCCCCGGCAUGUUCAGCGUAGGUCUGCUUGGCGAUGUACACUACAUACCUUCGACCCAGUGCUGGGGCUGGACAAACGAGCUUUACCUGCAGUUCUCUUUGGGCCUCGAUAUCGGGGGCGUGAACUUUCGCAUCAGCUUCGUCUUCAUCGCCACACUCGUGGUCACUGAGCAGCCCCUCAACGCCGCGAGGGAUCAGCUGUCGUGGGAGCUCCCCUACAAGUUGGACACCUCCGUGUGUCACACCAAGGACCCUUUCACGCUCAUCGAGAGGACCCUGAAGAGGCAGUGGAAGUACAUCCUCACGCAUGUCCUCACCUUGAGGGAGACGCCGGAGGAGAAAGUGGCAACGGCGCUGGAAAACUACGACAAGGAGAACAACUUCGCCCAGUAUGUUCCUCUCCUCCAGCAAGAUGGUGCUCCCAGGAAGUACCAGCUGCUCGGGCCCAAGGGCACCAUCGCCGAGGACACCGAGACCGAGGCCCUGGUCAAGCCGGGCAGCAAAGAGGCCGGCCUGCUCCGCAUGAACAUCACGCGCGCAGACAAAACCAUCACGGUCCAGAUCGGAGUCGCCGAAGUCCCAGACGACGUCGAGAUGCUGAAGUUGAUCGUGUGGCAGGACUGGGACGCGAUGAUCGCUAGGCAGGAGAGCAAUCUGUUCCGCCUGGUCGACAUGGCAGGGAACUUUAAGACGGACCAGAUCACUUGGAGCUUCCAGCUGCGUGGCCACAGCAUCGUCGUGGGCGCCGUCCACUUGUUGAGCUCGGGGGGUUCCAAGACCCACAUCGGCCCGUUUACCAUAGGGACGAAAAGCUACGUGAAAGUGGGCCCCAUUCGCCACGGUGAGGACCCCAUGUGGCAGAAGACCGGCUUCUUGCGGCAGCUCGACAUCGGCUUUCGGGAGUUCCUCGGCCGGGAGGUUGGUCACACGGGCACGCUCGCCAUCACGUCAUUCAAUAUCACAAAGCACAACUGCCGACACCAGCCCGAGUUCGCGCGAGUGUCGAUCAAGGCAGCCGCGGACCGCGUUGAGGAGGCCACGUGGUAUUGGAAGGACAUGGGCAGCAAGGCCCCGUGGGGCGUGCAUGUGACCCGCAAGCAUGGAAUGGAGGACCUUCUUGGACAUGCCGAAUGA
Molecule: messenger RNA, 2022 nt
Organism: Prorocentrum cordatum
Lineage: Eukaryota; Dinophyceae; Prorocentrales; Prorocentraceae
Source: the annotation of a GenBank genome assembly